AUAUAUAUGUGUGUUAUUACUGCUGUUGAUAUCGUAUUAAACUGUAUCAAUGCACUGACUAUCAAUCUGCAUUUAUUCCACUUAUGUUAGCUAACUAACUUGCACAUGGUUCUUAUAAAAGCUAACUUUAUCUACUUUCCCCUUAAGCUACUUUUUUCAGUUAGACAGUAUAAUUAAAAGUAACUGGGAUGCAUAUUUAUUUUUAGUUUAACGUUAUAUUAAUUUCCGUAUUUUCUGACCUGAGUAACAUAACUAGACCUUUGGCCACGUGCAUAGCUUAAGUUAAAUCCGAGAGGAAAAAUGGUGUUUACUGUUUAAAUAUUAAAAUAGCGAUGUGUCGUUAAACGAUUACUAAACCAACUGCAAUUUUAAAUGUAUUUAUAUCGUACAUGGAUAACUUCCAACAGUUGGUCGUGUGUUCUAUGUGAGCCAUGGUUUUACCCCGUCUGUGUCUUUUGCUGUUGUUCUGCUCUUGUUCUGUGGUUUAACCUUUGACGGCAAAUAAAGACAGUUAUAAACUACUGCAAUUAGUAAAUGAGAGUACUAUUCUAAUAAAUCUCUAAAAAUAUAAUGCUGGCUUUGUAAUUUCAUAAUCAAAAGUAUGCUUUUGUUUCUAACCAAAACCAUUUUUUUCCCUUUACAGAUACAUCAAGCAUCUUUUCUUACAUCUAAAUGGUGGGACAACCUCCUAGACCUUAUAUGUGAAUGUGGCCAUGCAAAGUGUGUGAUAUUUCAUUAUCUAGCCGGUAUGAAUUGUUAAAACAUUUUAGGCUGAAACAUUUCCACUAUGGUCGCAAUUGCCGGUAUCCCUGUCUAUAUGCAGAUUGCCCAUGUACAUUCACAAGUUGGAAGAAUCUUUUGAGUCACACAUAUCAAACACACAGGAAGUUAACAGCAGCAAAUGUUCAGUUAACUACAUUCUUUUGUCAGACGUGUGCAUGUAAGGAAAUUUUAACUGAAAAGGAAUACUUUGCUCAUGUAAAUCAACAUCUUAGGCAGUAUGAAACCGUAACUUGUAUGUUUGAAGGAUGUAAGUUUGAGACAAACAUAUAUGGAACAUUUCACUCGCAUAAAAAUCGUAAACAUAAUCCCUACACUCUAAACGAUUUUAAGGCAGGUAUUGUUAAACUCGCUGCUCAGUCAGACGAAUCUGGUAGUACUGUAGAUGAAAGCCCCUCAUCUUCUGCGGACAUAGAUUUUGUACCUCCGUUAGAUGCAGAUAGUGAAAUAGAUACUUCAGAUGACCUGCCGAAAUUAUUAGAACAAAAAAUAGCUGCAGUUUUGCUGAAGUUGGAAAACAUUUUUCAUGUGCCAUCUACAGCUAUUGAUGAACUACUAGAUGAACUACACUUCCUCUUAAGUACUGUGUCUGUGCCUGUAACUUGUAGCAGUCUUUCAGAUUUUUUAAAAAACAAAAACCUUGAAGUUGAUAGCUUAAUUAUUAAGGAACUAGCUGAUGUACUGUGUAAAUCUAACCCUUUAGUAAAAUCAAUAGGGAAAGAUGGUCCCCUUUCUACAACUUAUAAGAGAAAAGAGUACUUUAAGGAUUUGUUAAAUAUUGUUGAGCCAGUGGAGUUUAUUCUGGACCAAAAAAAGAGCAGGACAUUUCAGUAUAUCCCAUUACUGCAGUCUUUACAGCAGCUACUUGAUUGUACUGCAGUGUUAAACAGUAUUAUCAGUAGCCACAGAACACAGGAAACUACAGACAAGUUAGAUAAUCAGCAGUAUCGCUCUAUAAGAGACGGUUUGUAUUUUAAGGACAACACUUUCCUGUCAGGUGAUGAGUUGCGAAUUUGUUUAACUUUGUACAUCGAUGAUUUUGAGUUAUGUAAUCCCCUGGGUACAUCGCGAAAAAAACACAAAUUGUGUAGUGUGUACUGGAUUCUGAAUAACUUGCCACCAGGCUCUCAUUCAGCACUGUCUUCCAUUUAUUUAACGGUUUUGUGCAAAAGUGACGAUGUAAAGGUAUAUGGCUAUGGAAAAAUUCUAGAGCCACUUUUACAAGACCUUUGUACUUUAGAAGAGCAUGGUGUUUUCAGCUCAAAACUUGGGAAGUUUGUCAAAGGAACAGUCCAUAGUGUUGUAGCGGACAAUUUGGGAGCCCACGGAUUGGCUGGUUUUGUAGAGAGCUUCUCUGGCCAGUAUAUUUGUCGAUUUUGUACUGCUCAGAAAGUAGAUAUUCAAACAAGGGAUGUUCAUUCAGGUGCUUUUUUGCUUCGAACAAAAGAAAUACACGAAGCACAUGUAAAGUCUGCACAGGAAACUGACACAAAUUGCUUUGGUGUGAAGAGAGCGUGUGUUUUAACAGAAAAACUUCAACAUUUUCAUGUUAACACAGGCUAUCCCCCAGAUAUAGUGCAUGACUUAUUUGAGGGUAUUGUCCCUUCUGAACUGGCACUAUGUUUCAGUGUUCUCAUCUCUAAGAAGUAUUUCAGUCUUGAAUGUCUUAACACACGAAUCGUCAAAUUUCCCUAUAAGUGGAGUGACAAAAAAAAUAGAUCUCAAGUUAUACCAAACAGCUAUUCAUGUAAGAAGACAAUAGGUGGCAACGCCCAUGAGAAUUGGAAUCUAAUUCGAUUGCUUCCAUUUCUAGUAGGAGACUUGAUUCCAGAGGAUGAGCUUGCUUGGCAAGUGAUAUUAGACCUGAAGGAAAUUGUAGAAUUAGCUGUGGCACCAGUUCACACUGAUGAGACAAUUGCUUAUCUUGAUGUCAAAGUGUCUGAACUAGGGAUGUCAAAUUUCGAUUAUUUCCAUGAUCGAUCGUCGUUUAAAUUAACGAUCAAUUAAUCGAUUAAUCGUUAACCAUAAUACUGCAAAAUGCGUCUAUUGCAGGCACGCAGUCAGCUGUAUGACAGGAUGUGCAAAAGCCACACACACACACAAAACGCUUUCUCACUUGAAUUAAAGAGGUUUUAGUCUGAAUAAAAUGCUAGUAGCAGGAUUAUAAAAUGAAUAGAUGCGAUUAUGAUCAUUUGAUAAAAUGAAGAGAGCGCGCCAUACUUUUGAGGUCAUUUUACUUUGUUGACAGUUUCCAAUCCCGCACGGAGAACGCUGAACACGCAUCUUUAAAUGGUUUUGUGGUGCUCGUUGUUGUAUUUUAAAGCACAAUUGCAAUGUUUUCAACUGACAUUAUUGUAUAAAAUUAUCCGAAAUGUGGAGCGCGUGUGACUGCGCUGCACAUUACGUGAACUACAUCGGCGCUGCUGCACCAAAACACAGUUGCUCACAUUAAUUUGAUCCUGCUGGAUUCUGUCCUAGAAAAUGUCAGAUUUUUAAAAAUCCGGCAUACAGCGCAUUAGAUCGUGACAGUGCAUGCGUGCACACGAGGAUGAGCGAGCACGGCUUUGAUUUAUUUGGAGGUUAUUGCUCAUGUCUCAUUCGGCACAAAUCGAAAUGUUUCCAUAUUCGCAAUGUAUUUGAAUGUUAAACUAUUAUUUAUAAUGUAAACUAGGCUUGUACUUAACACGCAUUCGCAUAUAGACGGAAAAGAUGAUCCUCUUCAUAUGAGCAAAAACGUCCUUGGCAUAACAGCAGAGUGGACCGGUAUACUACGGUCUAUUUAAACUGACCAGUGUAACCUUUUAAUGUUUAGUUGACAUUUUAUUUUGAUAAUGAACAGACUGCGAUGUAAGUUUGAAUCGCUAGAAUAUACGUGUGCAGCAGGCUCCGGUGCGAUCGAAACAGCUGAGACAUAAAAAAAAAAAUAUAUAUUUUCCGCAAAAGUGUUUACUUUCAUUUGUGCACACUCACAAUAAAAACAGAAGAUUUAUGCUCUUGUAAAAUAAAGCAAACAAACAGAAUGCGUUGUCAUCCUUUUUUUUUUUUUUUGUGAACUUAUGGAGCGCCCACACUUCUGUUUUAAAUCCGUUAAUCUUAAUUAGCCUAUUUAAGUCGGAUAUAUUUCGCAUAGCCUAUUUAAAAAAAAAAAAAAGAAAUUGUUAUUUUUAUGUUGGGCCUAUUACUUAGUAGGCUAUAAAUUUUCCUUAAAGCAUCCCAUUUUGUCCCAGGGCUUAGAACCUGUGCCCUAGUCAGGUCCAUGCAGAAACUUGUGAACGAUGCUCGGCGUCACCGUUUAGUGACAGCAGUGAAUGCUCCGGGAAUGUGUCGGUCACCGCGCCUAUUAAACGCUGUUUUGAAUCCAGCAAUUAUUUAUUUAGAAAUGAUAAGAUCUGAUUAUGACAAGUGUGGUAUAAAAGCUUUGUUUAUUAGAGGAAUAAUAGGUUAACUGGAAAAUGUUAGAUCGUGACCAUGCUUUUGGACCCCAUAGUCUUCAUUUAGGCGGCUUUGUUCUGGUUUGCCGGUUGGUCACGAAUUUCCAAAAAUUCAGUAUAUUUAGGCAUCGUUUCUUUUCCUAAAUCUUCAUAGUCUAACCCUCUAAUUUCCCAGGUUUAUUUUAUUAUCUUUCGCUUUUAAUAACUGUUUUCGCAUCUCUUACUGUGGUAAACAUGGGAAGGGAAAUUAAAGAUUUCAUGAAUUAAGAAUUCGUUCGAUUUAUUAAUUUGUUCCCUUAUUUCACUUAAAUCAUGGGUUAUUUAGGGAACAAAAUUAAUGAAACAUGGACAAUUGCCACAUUAAUAAUUCGUAGGAAUGAAUUAACAAGUUGUAGGAAUGAAUAGACUACCUGUCCUGUCACUGUGUCCCGCAGCCCUGCAAAGCGCACGAUAUAAAACAGUUAUCUGGUGAAAUGAUUAGUAACUUCAUUUCUAUUGCAUUUAAUGUUGAAGAACUUUUAUGUUGUUUCUAUUUUAAUAUACUUUAAAGUUUAAAUCACAUUAAAAGCUUAAUUUGUACAUUGUGAAUGAAUGAUGAUGCUUUUAUAUAUCGUCACCGUCACUCACAGCCGCUCGCACGUGUUGAGUGCGCAUGAGCCGCACGCAGCCCAACAUUGAAUCGGUUAACCGACCAUCGACAGCCUUAAUCGAUUGCAUCUCUUAUCGACAAUUAAUCGAUCAUCGAUUAAUCGUUGACAUCCCUAGUCUGAACACAGACAGAGACUACUCGAGCUUAACCCGGACGUAAAGCUUUUACCUAAACACCACUAUCUUGAGCAUUACCCGCACCUGAUUAAGUGUUUUGGGCCUCUUCUAGGUUUAUGGACGAUGCGAUUUGAAGCUAAACAUAGCUUUUUUAAACAAGUAGCUCGACACGCAAAUAAUUUCAGGAACAUUGCACUCACAUUGGCAUCCAAACACCAGCAAUUCAUCAGUUACCACAUAUAUUCAUCCACACUCAAUACAUCAAAUUUGGAAGUUUCAAAUGUCUCUACAGUCCAGGUUGAUGUUCUGAAUAAGGAAGUUGUGUUGGCUCUCAGGCAGAAGUAUCCAAAUAUCAGUCAAGUUCACCUUGCAAAAAGUGUCACCACUAGAGGAAUUAACUACAAAAAUGGAAUGUUAGUUGCAUGUGGUUCAACUGCUGGAAUGCCAGAAUUUGCAGAAAUUCUGCAAAUGUGCAUAAGGGGAGAUGAGCUGAGUUUCAUUGUGCGUUUAUUGUGUGCAUGGUAUAGAGACCACUUCAGAUCUUUUGAGUUGACUUCUUCACCAGGUAAAGAGGUUGCCCUGGUUCAGCUUGAAGAACUGACAGACUGCUAUCCACUUGUGGCCUAUACAGUUUGUUCCAAACGUAUGGUAACCCUGAAGAGACACAUCGUCAUCAAAGAUUAAAAAAUCAGGAUGGCAGGACCAGUUAGCUUCAGAGUCCUGUUUGGAAGUGAAGAUGAUGCAAGAAAACUAACCAUUAAAUCCGGAAUACCGUCUUCUGUGGAUGAAUUGUCUUUUGAAAUUAAGACCUUCUUUGGAGUAACAGAGCAGUUUAGGCUUCAAUACAAAGACGUAGACUUUGGAAACGAAUUCAUGAACCUCUUAUCAAUUUCUGAUAUUCAAGAUCGCAGUACUUUGAAAGUGGUGUACUUACCUUGUGAGGCUACCACCUCCACAAUAUCCUCAGCUCCAUCCACUAAAGAUAACUGCUCCACAAUCCCAGUUACUCCUUCCAAUAUAUCUUGCAGCUCCUCAUCACAAGAACCAAGUGAUUCAGCAUCUGCUGACUCCUGUAGCAGCAACGAUACUGUCAUAUUGUCAUCUCCUGACUCCCGGUCUUGCACUUGGCCUAAAGAUUUUGUAGUGCCACGAUUUUCAUAUUGUGCCGAGAUGCAGCUCCAGAAGGGAAAUGAUGAAUUCAAUGCAAGUGGAACUCUCCUAUCUCUUACGCCCAAACUCAGAUCUGAUAUUCUUGAAGGCAUUGCAGAAGAAAUAAUCAAGUAUACAGCAUAUCCAAAGGACAAUCAGUUUGAAAAAGUUGCUGAGGCCUUGAUACAAACCCAUCCAUGUUUGCGUGAGAAAGGAACUCGGACUGGGUGUUGUGGAUGGAAGCACUAUAUUAAGAUAAAGAUGAUGAACUUCCGAACCAAGCUUGGCCGAGCUGGACACCCAGAAGUCACAGUCAACUCACUUAAAAACAAACAGAAAGGCCAGGGAAAACCAGCUGCAAACAUAAAAAAGCCACGGAGGGCAGAGGUUAAUUUCUGUCCAAACCAUCCGAGAGGUGAAACCAAUGACAGCCUGGAGGUGGAAAGGGUUGCUCUAUUGACCGAGGUUAAAAAAAAGAAUAACGAGACCAUUAUCAAGGAAAAGAUGCAGCGUACCUUCUCAUACCGACGACAAGAAAUUCUUCAGGAGCCAAUGAUUACAGAGGUCCGAAACAGAUGGCCAGCAUUGUUUGAAGUUGAAGAAGUCAACAUGGAGUUCAUGCGUAUAACAACUGUUCCGCUGAUAUCAAAAUUCAUUGGUCAACUGGACAAAUACACUGAUGGCCUGAUGAAGGUGUUCCGUCACAAAGGAGGAUGUGCAGGACAGAAAAUCCGCACCAUAAUGGCAUUGACAACUAAAAAUGAAGACAUAAACACCAGGCGUGAUUGUAUCCUGAGGUGCCUAAGUGUCUACCUCAACGAAGACAUCGAGACACUUGUCAAAGAAUAUGUGGACACUGAAAGUGUGGAGGCUGAGUCUCUCAUUGCACAGACAACAAUGGGCAUCUAUGUCAUUCGAGCGGAGGGCACUGGUCCUGAAGAACAACCUUCAGAUGUUGGUGUUGUUCUUGAAGGAGUUGAAGUUCUGCAAAAUCUGCCAAGUGUCACACUUGGAUGUGUAAUGCUUUUUGGACUAAUUUAUGCCCUUAACUUAAACUAUCCAAAGGACCUCAAGUGCACAUUUGAAGCAUUUCAGAAAAUCCUGAUGGAACUGGAUACAACCAAGCUGUCGCCAAAAGUUCAGGGACUGAAAAUUAAGAUGCUUCAGUGAAUCAUUGAGAGAUAUGCUGAUAUUUACAUUUUUCCCCUUGACUUGCACUUUUUCUACUCGUUAGAACCACCACCCUAUUUUUCCAAAUUAUUGCAUGUCACAGAUUUGUGAAAAUGUUUGUUUAAUGUUAACAAGUGUUGUCAUUGAAUCAGAUUUGAUCUGAUUGUUAUGUCUACCUCAAGUUUUGCAGUUUUUUUAAGCACAGUUCUUGAGGAAAAAGUACUAUGCCUGCAGUCUGUUAAAAUCCUUUGCAUUUAUUUGUUAUAGGAUGAUUGUGGCAAUAAUAAUAAGUAGUGCAAUUAACCUUGGUUUGUUAGGUAAAGAAUGAAAGUACUUUUUUUUUUUUUUUUUUUGAGGUUGCACACAACACAGUAUAAGUGAGCACAUACUGUCUUGCUAGCUCCUCUUUUUGCUGCCUUUUGUGCUUGUUAUUUCUAAAAUAAAAAUGUGAAAUGAAGUGACCCUGUGGACGUUCUUUUUUGUGUUGUAUAUUGUAAU
This is a messenger RNA of Carassius gibelio (silver crucian carp), 7793 nucleotides long. RefSeq lists its product as uncharacterized. Lineage: Eukaryota; Metazoa; Chordata; Actinopteri; Cypriniformes; Cyprinidae. The transcript has 6 exons. The record is from RefSeq and is a predicted model, not a curated record. Bases 5670 to 7295 code for a protein of 541 amino acids.